Messenger RNA from Kwoniella mangroviensis CBS 8507, 1308 nucleotides. RefSeq lists its product as uncharacterized. Bases 1 to 1308 code for a protein of 435 amino acids. The record is from RefSeq and is a predicted model, not a curated record. The transcript has 4 exons. Lineage: Eukaryota; Fungi; Basidiomycota; Tremellomycetes; Tremellales; Cryptococcaceae.
AUGACUACCUUCUUACCUGGAAAUACCCAAAUCACCCUACUCUCAACGUCACUCACAUGCUAUACAUUCUACCUCCUUCGCACCGCACACCCCACCCAUGUCCCAUAUCAGUUCAUGUUAAAUUUCAUCAAUGUCGUCUCGGUAUCGCUUUACGCACCGUUGAUACUGGUAAAAUUGUUUGAGAGGUUCAAGCUGUUUGGCCGAUCCCAAGUCUCCCAUUCCGAUAGUCACUCAAAGAAGAAAGGUCAGAGAGAAAGCCUUUGGAGGAGAUGGAUCAACAAUUCAGAGUUUUUACUAUGUUUGACUCUUCUGCAAUUCGCUUUAACACUAGGAUUUAUUGCUCUAACCUUCUUAUCAAUCUAUACCCUCCAUCUCAGUUCAUAUCCUUCCACCUACUCUCACUCCCAGGAUCCAUCGUCCGACCAGCCUUCUCGAACAUAUACUAUCCCCACCCAUCGUCUUUCCUCAUCUCCCAUCAGCUCCAUCGACUUACUUCCCCUCCUAUCGUCCUUCCUGCACUUGAUGAUCCUUUCAAUGCAACUCUUAUCUUUCGCAUUGAUCAUCAUAGAAAUCCGAAGUUCGUCCAGAUACUCCUCCAUCGAUAGAUCUUUAUCGGGUCUGUUGGAAAGGGAUAUAAGCGAUUUGAUCAAGCUUAAGAACGAGUGCGAUCUCAGAUACUCAUCUAAAAAAUGGGUAGAUGAUGCAUUCACGAAUGGUCGUUCCUUGUCGACCUUUGGAAUGUAUUCUUCUCCCUCCCGUUCGACCAGUAUCAUUAGUGGAGAUGAUGGAACACCUCGGAGAAGAAGUAUCUCUACGACCUCGACCAUACUAGGUACUCCGUCAUCUGUACCGCUCUAUAGGGAUAAUCCAGUAGAUGAAGGGGAUAUCCGAUUCACAGAUCCAUUCAAUUUCACUAAUAGAAGAUCUUCUAGAAGUGCGAAUGGCAAUGGGAACAGAAGAUUAUCAGUAAGGUUUGAUCUGACGAGACAUCUAAAUGACAAUCAGACUCUCAUUACACCUAAGAAUGGGUACGAUGAAGAAUCUCAGCGAAACGAUUACUUCUCAUUACCUCACUCAUCCUCCUUCUCGGGAAUUGUAAAAGAAAAAGAGGUAAUUCGACCUAUUCCAUUGAGUAUAAUUAAAUCACCCAAGAACACUACAGCCCUCGGAUUAGGGUUCUCACCCUCUUCUUCGAAUGGGAGUGAAACGCUAGAGGAUAUAUUGGAAGAAGGACCAGAUGAAGUUGAGCAGGAACAAGGCGAAAGGAGGAAUUCAUGGAUGGAUAUCAAAGGUGAACAAAGUGUUUGA